Molecule: messenger RNA, 6458 nt
Organism: Camarhynchus parvulus
Lineage: Eukaryota; Metazoa; Chordata; Aves; Passeriformes; Thraupidae
Gene: GFOD1
Product: glucose-fructose oxidoreductase domain containing 1
Exons: 2
Coding region: 110-1282 (390 amino acids)
Molecular function (GO): nucleotide binding
Source: RefSeq, a predicted model, not a curated record
CCGGCGGCGGCAGCAGCAGCAGCGGUAUCGAGCGGGGGCUGCCUCCCUCUCCCCGCUGAGAGAAGGAGGGAGCGCCUCGCCUCGCCGUGCCAGCCGCCUCGCCGCCGCCAUGCUGCCCGGGGUGGGGGUGUUCGGCACCGGGCUGACGGCGCGGGUGAUCGUGCCGCUGCUGAAGGCGGAGGGCUUCGCCGUGAAGGCGCUGUGGGGCCGCACGCCCGAGGAGGCGGAGGAGCUGGCCAAGGAGAUGAGCGUCCCCUUCUACACCAGCCGCAUCGACGAGGUGCUGCUGCACCAGGACGUCGACCUGGUCUGCGUCAACCUGCCACCGCCGCUCACCCGGCAGGUCGCCGUCAAGACUCUGGGCAUUGGGAAGAACGUCAUCUGUGACCGAACGGCAACUCCCCUGGAUGCCUUUAGGAUGAUGACUGCGGCUCAUUACUACCCAAAGCUCAUGAGCAUCAUGGGGAACGUUCUGCGCUUCCUGCCUGCUUUCGUGAAGAUGAAGCAGCUGAUCCAGGAGGGCUACGUGGGGGAGCUGCUGGUGUGCGAGGUGCAGGUGCACAGCGGGAGCCUGCUGGGCAAGAAGUACAACUGGAGCUGCGAUGACCUGAUGGGAGGUGGGGGCUUGCACUCGGUGGGCACCUACAUCAUCGACCUGCUGACCUUCCUCACCAGCCAGAAGGCCGUGAAGGUGCACGGGUUGCUCAAGACCUUUGUGAAGCAGACGGACCACAUCAAGGGCAUCCGGCAGAUCACCAGCGAUGACUUCUGCACCUUUCAGAUGGUCCUGGAAGGGGGCGUGUGCUGCACGGUGACGCUCAACUUCAACAUCCCGGGGGAGUUCAAACAGGACAUCAUCGUGGUGGGCUCGGCGGGACGGCUCACUGUGAUAGGCACUGACCUCUACGGACAGAGCAACAGCUCUCCUCAGCGGGAGCUCCUGCUGAAGGACUCCACGCCAGUCAGCAACUCCUUGCUUCCGGAGAAGGCCUUCAGUGACAUCCCAUCCCCCUACCUGCGGGGCACCAUUAAGAUGGUCCAGGCUGUCCGGCAGGCCUUUGAGGACCAGGACGACAGGAGGACCUGGGACGGGAGGCCCCUUACAAUGGCUGCCACUUUUGACGACUGUCUGUACGCCCUGUGUGUGGUGGACACCAUUAAAAAGUCAAACCAGCUGGGGGAGUGGCAGAACAUUUCAAUCAUGACUGAGGAGCCAGAACUGAGCCCGGCAUACUUGAUCAGCGAAGCCAUGCGGAAGAGCAGGAUGUCUCUGUACUGCUAGCUCCUCUGAGCUCCUAGGAAUGAAUAGGAACCAGACAGCUCUUGAAGGAGAUGGUAAUUCAGCCCCUGUGAAGGGCUUGGGUGUCUUAGCAGAGGAUUACAGGAGAAGGAAAUGCAGUGUCUGGAUCAAUUAAAUCUGUUGGCAGCUAAAUGCCAAACUGAUGUGGUCCUUCGAAAUGCCCAGAACAGACAGGAGACGUAAGAGCUGAUAAACUUAACUGUUUUAAUAACAGUAUUAGCUGGCUGAUUGCAAAGAUAUAUCAUGGACUCAUCCCCUGCUUGCAGGUGCUUUAGAUUAUCCAAUUGUGUUUACUGUGAAAGGUUGGGAAGAUCCUUUUUAGAUUUUCCUUACCUACCAGAGGGCUGUGAAGGUACUGUCAUGUCGUUAAAUUUUCUGUAGUGUCUGACAUGAAUGUUUCCUACCAUGACAGCUGACACCACCAUGUUAUAUUACUACACCUCCAACCAACACACAGAAUAGCAGGACUUGAUGUGAAAGUGUUGCAGGAUUCAGAAAAUCUUGGCAGUUCACUUUUCAUACAGCCUGUUAGAAGCUUCUCUGUGUUGGUUUAAUACUUGUUUUUUGUUUGGUUUGGUUUUGAUUUUUUGUUUUGUUGGAUUUUUUUUAAAGCACAAUUAAAUAGGAAAAUGUGUGGCUUUUAAAACAAAGCAGUCCUCAACCACAGUGCAUAUGCCCGGGUAUUUGGGGAGGGAGGCUCUUCUGUGAGCUCCUGGUAAGUGUCAGUGUUACGGGUUUUCUGAUUAAAAUGGGUGAUGGAAAACCUUCAUGGAUGGCAGGUGGCACAACCUCAUAACGAUAAUGGGGUUUAUUAUACAGCCGAACUCGGGCUAGUCUUACAAAGAUUUGCACAAAAUUUCCUGUGUUUGGGACUGACUUUCGAGUGAAUUCAUCAUGCAUUUUGGUUUUAGGUGGGAAAUGGUAGGAAUAUAACCCAAAACCAUACGAUGUUUGGUUGCAUACACAAGUGGUGUUCUUUUAAACCACUGUGAACUCGCACUUGAGAGAUGCACACCGACAAGUAAUUUCACAUCCCUCAAUCCAGAAGUGCUCACCUCCAAGUGGUAAGUGUGAGUGAAAAACAAAAGGGAUGAGAAAAUUUCCCAUCUAUUUACAAGGAAAAAAAAUUACAUAGGACCCCCAGCCUUCUCACCUCCUUAAAGUGGCCAGCUACUGGUACUGUAUUAAUCAUUCCCUGUCACCAGUGCAGGGGUGGACAAACUCUUUUGCUACGUUUGUCCUGAUCUUCUUUUUAAUAUUUUAGAUUGCAGUCUUGAAAUAAUUAUUCUUUUGAGAAUAUCUUCUUGAAAGAAUAUAGUGAAAGGCACAUGAUUUAUCCCAGUAAAUAGGGAUACUGUUUUUCUGUGUAAAGCUGCUCCAGUGCUGAUGUGUUUACAGCGCUAGGUCUUGAGAUAGUAAAAAAGUAGAACACAAGCAUAUAGCACUAAAUCAUAUUAAACUUGAGAAAAACCUUUUCAGGGUUUUUUGUUAAUUUUGACUAUGGGAAGUAAGAGAACACUGGGGUGAGCAGUAAAUAUAAAGAGAAAAUAUGUUUUUGAACAGGAGGGCAUCAAUAAUGUUGUUCAUCUUAUCUGGCUUUAGUCAGCUCAGAGUUGGAUGUCUUGUUCUGAUCAGCAAGAACACUGCAGUCAACACAGAGAGAGCUCUCCAAAGGCUGACUCAGUUCACCCUAGGAUUAAUAUAGAAAGAGGUGCCCACUGGAAAUGCCUGUCUUCCUCCUUUGCAGAGAAUCUUGGCCUCUAAAUUUUGGUGUGGCUGAAGUUAGGAAACUUGACUCGCAGCCCAAAAUUGAUUCAUAUGUGCUUAAUAUUUCAAGAGCAUAUAUAUGACCUUUUGUUAAAUAGUCCCCAAAGUAUGGUAGUGUGACUGAUGAAGGAAUAAUGUAAUACGGCAAAACCACACCCAAGGGGGGAAUUGUUUCUAUCCAUGUUGUUCUGCCAGUUCUAGCAACUCUCUCUGGGGCUGUUUCGGCUAAAACCUUGGGCAAGGCUUCAUCAUUCCUUCUUGGAAGCAGCCCUUGACAAAUUUGGUUGUUUUUCUUUAAAAUGGGUUUCUCUGAGAAUUCCAGAGGUAGUAUCUGUGCCCAUAGGAAUCUCCCACUGCAACUAUCAUGCUAUAUACCAUACUGUCCACUUCCUGCCCUGAAAAGUAAAUAACACAUAAGAGAGGAUUUGAUCAAGAAAUACCUGUCUCCUGAAAAACAGAAUUACCCCCAAGGGGAUUAAGCGAGUUUUCAUACAGUGAAGCAAAACCCAUUUACUGAAAAGAUUGGCUAGUUCAAGUCAUGAAUGCAAGCCUCGUGGAUAAUUAACCAUGUCUAGUUAAACAUCAUCCAAAAGUGGAACCAAACAUGGACCAAAAUGUUUGUGAAUCUUGCUUCUCAGUUUGGUGAUUGUGCUGGAGUUGCUGUUCAUGUCUUUGCCCUUCUUUAUGGUUCACAAAUGUUGGCUGUGUUUCCUCUCUGUGUUUUCUUCUUUUCCCUGUCUUUCUGGGUUUUGUGAUGCCAGUUAGAAUCCUUUCCCCUGCCCCUGCAGUGAACAGGCGAGACACAGUGAGUAAGGAUAGUACUACUGAGCUCAAGCUUUCUGCCCCAGACACAAAGGUUUAGGUGACAGGCAUCAUCCAUCCUCUGUGCAGACCUACUGAUGCAGCAGAAAGAAAAUCCAAUGCUUUGGUUACACAGACAUCUGAUGCUGCUGUCUGUGCUGGCUUGCAAAUGUGUCGAAUCUUGUACAGCUCCUUGUGCUGGCCCAGAGAGAGCAGAGACAGAGUGGGACACCCUCUUGUAAUGGUAGCAGAGAUGCUACAUUUAUCUUACCUAACUGGCAUGGCAGCAGGAGCUGCAUGCAUUCAGGAUUGUACAGCAGUUUUUCCAUUCUCUGGGAGGUGAAGGUGCUGCAGUGUCAAGUGUAAACUGACUAAACUUCCACCUGGCUUGGAAGAGAAAAGAAUUGGUGUAUUUAUUGAAUGUGUAUUGUUAUUCUGACAAAUAGUUUCUUUAUAGUCUGGGAUUUUUUCUUGGCAGCAUCCAGCCCUCUGUUCCUUUGGUGCAGUUGAAAGUACAUUGAAUUUGCCCUAAGUAGCCUCUGGAGUUGAAGUUGGGUUUAGGAAUUUGGGCAGCAGAUAGCAGAGAUGUACUUGAUUGAACUCAGAAGUGAUACCAUCCCAGGAAACAUGUAUUUGACAUUGCACUUUUAAUGCUGUGCCCCAAGGUUUGAGAUGAAUGCUGCUAAAUUGGUGCAGGCCUAGGAGCCAAACUGCAGCUACUGCUGGAAUUUACAGUAGCCCCCAAACGAACUUGUUCAUACACUAGAUAAGAAAUUUCAUUCCUCUUUCCCAGGGCUGCUAUUGGAGAGGCUCUUUCCUUUGCCAUCAGCCUGUGCACAUAGGAUACUGAUCCUUUUGGGCUGUUGCCAAAGACAGAAAGAGCCAAAGGGUGAGCUUUGAUGUUCUGCAGGGCUCUGUUCCAGUGCUGGGACAGUCAGCUGGGAGAGGGUGUCUUAUUUCCCAUUGGCAUUGCAUUGGGAUUCACACCAGGGGUAGGGCAACCCUGCACUGUGUGACAGCAGGGCACAACUGAACUCCUUAAAAUGUGCCCAGAGGGAGGAUGGUGAUUGCAGCAGGGAGCAGCAGGAAGGUGUCUGCAGGCUGGUACCUCUGUGCCUGCCCUGCAGGGAGGAUAUGCUGGUGCUGUGGAGGGUGAGGGCUGCACUUCCUGAGGGUGACAGCAGCAGCCUUGCUCCACCUCUGUGUGUGGGAGCCCAGGAAGGGACCCUGCCCUUGGGGAAGCAGAAUCUGUCCCAUAUUCCUGCUGGAUAGGCACAUCCUCAGUGCUGAUCUCAGUGGAGUCCUACAUGGAAUUGUAAGAACUCUGCAGGAGCUUGGGCUUUCCUACAUCAAGUACCAUACAUGUGGUAAAUCCGUAGUACUUCAGCUGCAUAGUGAGAAAAUCCCCAGUAGAAAGGAGGGGACCUUACCCAUGCAGCCAGCAUGGCAGAGAAUUGGGCCGCGCCUUGAUGAGUUUCAGCUCAGGCUGGGCUGCUCUGGAGCUCAUCCUUUGCUUUGGCUGAAGCAAAUCAGCCAAAUUUGAUUGAAAUCCCUGCCCAGCCAGCAUCAGGCAAUCAGAAGCACUAUCCACUUUGUACUAAGUGUUCCCUUCUUUUCCGUAACUUUCCAAAAAGUGACUGUACAAGUGAACUAGCUGUCCUGGAAGUUCAGCCAUUCAAAAAAUGGAGGCUUUUCUGCUGCAUGUGGUCACAGCACAAUGACAAUUCAAUUUCUUGUUUAGUUUUGUGUCCAUACAGAUGGAAUAGACCCAGACAAUUUAAAAUUACUCACUGUUCUACCAAGAAAAGGCAUAUUUUAUUUAGGUAAAGGUAAACGUAGUAUCUUGAUGUUGUUUUUGCAGAUAAUCAGAAAGGCAUAAUGACAGAACUUCUUGUUGCUGGGAAUUUUUGUGUUUGACUUUUAUUUAUGUCUUUCAGCAUAAAAUAUCACUCAUUAUGAAGUCUGUUCACUGCUAAGUUCUGUAUUUACAAGCCAGAGUUGUGGCUUUGUGCAGAUACUCCACACUGGUUUGGUGUUCCAGUGGCCCAGUGAUGUACCCUUAGUAUGUAUGAAGCUCAACACUGGACUUUCAACGUCUGCAGUGAUCUCUGGGUAUCUGGAGCUAAUUGUGAAAUGGCAGGAUUAAUCAGGACAGCAGUUUCUUUUUGUUGUUGUUGAAGUUGUUACUUGUGGGGAGCAAAGUUUGUAAAUUUUAGAGAUGAAGUGUGACUGAAUAAUAUUUGGCAGUCUUAUCUGCUUUAAAAUUUCUUCUUUUUUGAGCUGCUGGGUGAAGUCUGUCCAAUAAAAAUAAUUUCCCCUUAACUGCCCACUUCCAUUUGCUCAUGAAAAGAAGAAAUUUUAAAGUAAAUGGGACUACACAUAAUGCUGCAUUCAUGAACUGAUGUCAAAACCUCAUGACUUAAUGAGUGUAUGAAGCCACAGUCCAAACAAGUAAUGUCUUUUUUGAAGCUGCCAGAUCGAGGCCUUGGGGUUGGGGAAAGAAGGGUAUCAGCACAGGUCAGACUGAAAUAGCUUUUAUUCAGCAUUUUGAAUAAAAUGAAUAAACAGAAUGGCUAUGGUCAAUCCAAAA